AUGGGGUCGAGUCCUGGCGUUCCCGCCAUGGCGGGAAUAGGCAGCUGUAAACGGACGAGCAAGCGAGCGAGUCCGGCGUGCGUACGGACAACACACAAAAGACUACUCACUACUACACUAUUACUAAUACUACUACUGUUACUAUUAGUACUACCACAACCCUACCAUUAUCACUACCACCACCAAACGGAGAGAAUUCACAGUGGCGGAAAUACGUCGCACUCAGCACGAGAUAGUCCGCCAAGCAAGCCAAAGGUAGACUCCUUAGAUAGUUCGUUGGACCAAUUUGGUCAACUCGGCUGUCCGGUGCGCGAGCAUCGCCAUCACCAGCGAAACCACCACCACCUACCACCUAUCGCAUCACCGCCGCUCCCACUGCCAGUGGCAUCGUACCAACCACCACUACCGCCGCCACCACCACCACCACCACUGUCGCCGCCGCCGCCGCCGCCGUCGCCGCCGCCGUCGACGCCUCCUGCGCUAGCCGGCGACGGUUCACGAUCGUACAAAUCAACCGCCUUCUAACAAGCCACAUUAACCUCAAGUGAUUUCUAUUUUCUUACGAAACGCGAAAGAAAUAUGUAAUUAGUAUGUUUAUAUCGAUUUAAAGAAGGAACACACAAAAAAAAAGAAAAUAUCCAAGAGCUUAGGUUCAGAAGACAAAAGAUUAAGAGCUAUAUUAGCUAUAAGUGUACAAAGUAUAUCUAAUUAAAGGAAGAAGACAAAAUACAGAUUAAAACAAAUAAAUAAACAAGUCCGCCAGUGCCAAAUUGAGAAAGAAAACAAAGUGAAAGUGAUCGUUGUAACAGGAAGAGGGAGAGAGAGAGAGAGAGAGAGAGAGAGAGAGAGAGAGAAUAGAA
Messenger RNA from Acromyrmex echinatior (Panamanian leafcutter ant), 860 nucleotides. RefSeq names its product tet methylcytosine dioxygenase-like (gene Tet). Gene Ontology annotation, biological process: chromosomal 5-methylcytosine DNA demethylation, oxidation pathway; positive regulation of transcription by RNA polymerase II. NCBI's taxonomy places the organism in Eukaryota, Metazoa, Arthropoda, Insecta, Hymenoptera, Formicidae. Gene Ontology annotation, cellular component: nucleus. Gene Ontology annotation, molecular function: DNA binding; zinc ion binding; DNA 5-methylcytosine dioxygenase activity. The record is from RefSeq and is a predicted model, not a curated record.